CUGUUGUAGUUUGGAUGUUCAUGUACUAGUGAGUCAGAUAGUUCAUCAUGCUGCUGAUUGGGUGAAAUUGCUUGGUAGUGGGCUACUGCAGGAGGCACGUUCUCGUCUUCAGUAUGUUCUACACCAAGUCACCGAAGUGAAUGCUGCACUUCACCAGAGUCCUGAUGACCUUUCAUCACUGACAGUGGUAAUGCGGGCAGUGGGACGAGUCAGCUCAGAGCAUGCAAAUCUCCACACUUCUUUGCUUGAUGUUCGUCAGAUGUUUCAUACCCUUCAUGUUUAUGGCAUUGAAGUUUUAGAAAGUGAUCAUGAGGGGUUGGAGAAUACUGCAGAGCAACUUGAAGUGCUCCAUCACAGUGCCAUUACUGUGCAGAAGAAUGUUCAACCUGUACAAGCAUUCUUCCUCAGUAACACCAAGAAGAAGGUGGCAGAGUUCAGGGAAACUGUGAAGCAUUUUCAUGACAAGUUUGUGACCCAAGGUCCAGGUGCUGUUGGUGAUAACUUGGAUAAAGGUGUUGAACUAUUGAAGGAGUACUCUGAUGAAGUGUUAGUGUUUCUUAAACAACGACAAGAACUGGAUGAGGAGGAAGACAUAUUUGACUUGGCAGCAACACAGUAUCCAGGACUUGACAAUGCCAUUCUCGUUUUGAACCAGUUGAAAGAUGUUUUUAAUAUCUACCAGCAACUAAGAAGCAUAGAGAUGACAUGGCGUACAAUGAGAUGGAGUACAGCUAAACUAGAUGACCUUAGGAGCCAAAUUGAAGGAGUACAGAGAGCCCUGUGUGAAUGUACAGGCGCACAGGAAACACAUGUUGGCAAAUCUUUGCAGCAACGCUUAGAAGAUCAUAUUAAUAGUCUUGAAGUGAUUGCUGUGCUCAGACAACCAGCAGUACAAACAAGACACUGGCAACACCUUGUUGCUGUUGCAGGCUGUGGCAAUAAAUGGGCCUCUGCCUCUGCUGUUAGUGGUGUGAGUGUGUGGGAUGUACUGGAGCUGCGGCUGUCACGUCACCCGCUGCUCGUUGCUGCUACUGUUGCUAGUGCUGUUCGAGAAAGUCUGUUGAAUAAUCAGAUUAAAGAGAUAACUAAUUUCUGGCAGAGAGCACGGCUGUGUGUUAAAACAUUUUCAGCUGUGUGGAAAGUUGAAGGUCUACAUGAGCUUCUUUCACACCUCCAUCAUCACAACCUUGCUCUUAGAGCACUGAGGAGCACAAGGUAUUGUCAACCUUUUGAGCUUGAAGCCAGCAGACUGGCCAAGAAUUUGGUGAUGGUGGGUGAUCUUCUAGAAGUGUGGCAGGACACUCAGAAAGAGGUUUCUCUCCUCUUGUCACCUACUGUGAGUCUCUUGAUGGAUGAUGCUGCAGAUUUACAAGCAAGGCAUCGACAGCUGCUGGAGAGGACAGAGAGGCGAGCAUUUGUCUUAGAACUUGCUGGCAACAAGAGUUAUAUUCAAGAGAUUUCUGAUUUAAAAUUAUAUGCUGAGUCCCUAGUUGCUAAGGUGUCUUUAGCCCUGUCUCGCCCUCGGCACCUCUGUCCACGCCUCCACCUUCUCACAGACCGUGAACUGAUGUCUUUGAUGGCAGAGCCCACUCCUGAAGUGUUAAAUUCUUUUGCCCAUAAGAUUUUCAACAAUGUAGCAUCAAUAAAAGCAGCCAGUGAUUUUGUAACUGGCUUAGUGAGUGAAGAAGGUGAACAUCUUCCCUUUGCUUGCCAUGUGCAUGUGGGUGAGGAGAGUUUGAGUGUGGGUGCAGCCAUGCAGCAGCUUCUAGAUGCUUCACACACAGUCAUGAAGACUGCUGUGCAAAAAGCCAUCGAAGAAUUGGGAAAAGAAGGAAAGCUUCCACGGCAGUUGCUGCAGGAGGUUCCAGUUUCAGCGGUAAUUGUAGCAUGGCGGGUGUGGUGGGCAGCUUGUGUCAGUCUGGCUUUUCACUCCUAUGCAAAGGGAGCCCGGGAAGCCUUACGUCAAAAAUUGAUGAAAAUCCACGAAGACAUUGGAGUUCUCCUGGCAGUAAUGGGAAGAGGACAACAACAGGAGGAUGAAAAUGAAGAGCAGUAUCAAGAGGAGCCAGUUUUGCCUUUGAGUUCUAUGCGAACAGCUUCUGGUCCUUCGUGUUGCACUACUCGUCGUAACUCCAUGACUCCGGUCCCUGCUACUCGAUGUCUCCCGCUGCUUAUGGCAAUUAUUCAUGCUCGAGAUGUUACAUCAAGACUUAUCAGAAAUAAUGCAAAUUGUGCAGAAAACUUCACUUGGAUUUCAGUUCCCAGAUACCUGUGGCAAUCCCAGAGCUCCAGACUAACCCUCUGUGCAGCUGACCGUAUUAUUGAAUAUGGUUAUGAGUAUAGUGGGUGUGGCCAGCCAGACUAUGUGGUAACACCUACCACAGAACGUGCUAUGCUUGCUGUCUUCACUGCUAGUGCAGCUCAUACUUCGCCUCUACUAAUUGGAAAGAAUGGUGGUGGUAAACAAAGUUUGGUGGAAGCUGCAGCACGCAUGGCUGGAAGAUUUACUACAACUUUCUCCCUGUCUGCUCUCACACCCUCUUCCACACUGACUUCAUUAUUGGCAGGUUCAUUGAUUGGAGGGUCGUGGUUAUUCCUCCGUGACUGUAAUCUGGCAACUCCUGCAAUUUUGGCCACACUUGCCUCAACUCUUCUUAGUAUAUACCAUGCCCACAGAUACACUUCAUCUUCGCCAGUCAUUCAGAUAGAUGGCCAAGAGGUGAACCUUAAUGCUUGGGCUAGUGUUAUUAUUUCUGUGUCAGCACCACUGCCCACACUCAGAGCAUCCUCUACUUAUUCACUUCCAUACUCCCUUGAGGCAACGAGUCGUCCUAUCUGGAUAUCAACUCCACCUGCUCAAGUUCUGGUUUUUGCCUGGCUGCAUGCUCUUGCAGUUCCCAAAGCACAGGAUGUGAGUGAGGCAAUUGGUGAGGUUGUCCGGCAAGUACUUGGCUCUCUAAGGAACCAAACAACUCUAGGGUUGCGACUCCAAAUGAGGAUGAUGCAUGAAGUUGUGCGUAUUCUGGCAGCAACACAAUACACUUCCUCUGCUUUAGAGGCUGCUGUGUUGGCAUUUAAGAGUGUAAUAGUACCACGUCUUCCUCAAGAUUUCCUUCCUGCCAUCUUCAGUGUGCUGAACCUACUUCAUCCCUCAGAGCCAGCUUCCCUGCCAAGUCCUCAUCAACUUGAAGGAACUGCCAGAAGUCAAGUACCAGAGACACUGCUGCAAAAGAUGGGACUCGGAGCAAUUCCACAACAGGUUACAGCAGUUGAAGACUUAGCCAGGGCACUGGGAGACUGGAGCUGUGUUGUGGUUGCUGGGCCACCACGUUCUGGCAAAACCAGUGUAAUCACAGCUGCAAUAAAGCUGUUCCAGCAGGAGCAUGGGUUGCGCACAUCACUCUCUCAUAAAUCCACAAGAGGUCAAGGACCUGACAAAUGCUUAACCCAUCGUUCACAACUAAACACACUUGAUAGAGAUGAUGCUUCAACUGAGGAAAUAGAUGGAGUCGACAUUGACAUACUGAACUCCAAUAGGCAGCUUGUUGAUCGACAAGUGUAUACAUUAAGACCUCAUAGCUACACCCACAGUAGACUGUUUGGCAGUGUAACUCAAAGUGGUCUUCUGCCUCGCCUCUUGAAUCAGCUAGCUCUCAGAUCCUCACACAGUUUUGUGGUGCUUGAAGGAGCAGGUGGCAGUGAGUGUUUACUUCGUCUGAGUGACCUACCAGGGACCUUAUUACUUGAUUCACUCACUCUGUUACCAAUCACCUCAAAUCUCACCUUUAUUGUUGAGGUCUGCAGUCUGGAUGAGUUACCUCAGUGGGUGUUGAGCCGAGCUGGUAUUGUCCAGGUUGAUCCACACACUUUAUCUCUCUCAGUUCUUUUACCUAAGCCAGACCUCAUACCAGCAACACCCACAAGUGAGGGUCAUAGUAGCAGCAUUACACCAAGAAGUAUGACCAAACCUAGCACUCCAGUGUCAAGAUAUGAAGAACCAUCACCCACAGUGAUUUUUCAAUACCUCUUGUAUCGACUACUUUACCCUGUUUUGCAGUUUAUUAAUGAGAAAUCAUGUGGCUCACAGCAAUAUGCUGUAGUGGAUAUUGUGGAGCAGAUAGAGAACUUAUCCAUGAGUGAGAGUCAGGAUAUCAACAUUCAUCGUGUAGCAGAAAAGGUGCAAGCAGUGAUACAGAUUAGUAGGUCUGUUAUUGACCCAGUACUCUUGCCAGAAAUUCAACAAACAUUUACUCGUUCUCUUGACGCUGUAGUUGCUGAUGGGGUUCUUGAUGCUUCCAUAUCAGAAGUGUUGCAGAGUUUAUCGUGUAGCAGUAUCAGCGUAUAUGAUCAACGGUGGGAUGUUGGGUCAUCCUCGUGGUGUUCAUGGCUGGAUGCUUCACCCAUCAGUGAUGCUGAUUCCUCCAACACAACAAGCAAACUGGGAGGUCAUGCAAUUCCUUCAGUAGAUUCACAAAGGCUAAACUGGCUGCUAAAGAAGGCUGUUAUAAUAGGUAGACCUCUUGUGGUUGUGGGACCUCCUGCUUGUGGCAAGACAACAGCUGCUCUGCUUGCAUUAAGCACACUUCCAGGCUGGGUAACAGUCAGACUGACAGUUGUGUCAGCCACAACACCACUGGAUUUGGAAGAAACAGUGUUGAGUCACCUUUCAAGAGCUGCCUAUGACACCUUUAUACCAUCAACACCUCUAGUUCUCUGCUUCGAUGAUAUUGGCAAUUUAUCAUGGGAUUCUCCAGCCUGGAGUUAUAUUCAGGGUCUAGCUCUCCACAAGGGUUUGUAUGAUACCAGAGAACGUGUGCGAUGGAUGAACUUCAGUCAUACGAAUGUUUUUUGUGUGGUGUGUACUCAAGAAGAGAGUGAGAGAGCAGGUGUGAAGGACUUUCAUGACUUCUUUGGCUGGUUUGUUUAUAACAUGAGUAUAGAUGAAAACACAUGUACAGCGCUCUCUCUGCUGUUUUUUAUGCCUAUUGCACCAUUACAAAGUCACAUCUACACUGCUUUGUUGAACACUACAAUGAUUCUGGCAGAGAACUUGAUUAAAUUAAUGAAGUGUCAAGAGGAACCAUUUGCCCCGGCCAAUAAACUCAUCAUUCUAUGGCACAUAGCUGCGAGUGUCAAAGCAACAUUUUCUUCAUUGUCAUUGUCUUCGACUUCUUCAUCCUCUGGAGUGUAUAUCUUCAAUACUUGGCUUCAUGCUGUCAGUUCACAAGUGUUGUUAUCAGUGUUUCUCCAACAAGGUGCAGGGUGUGUGUGGCAUGAAAUUAAGAAAAGUAUCAUUCAAGGAUGUAAUGGAAUAGUUAAUGUGCCAAAGGUGCCACCUGUGCCUGUCUGGCCCCCAGGCUGUAGUAGCUGCAAGUCUACACCUCAUGAUAAUCUUCCCAAAUAUCUAACAGAAACAAAAGCAUCAGAAGAAAUUACAAAGGUGCUGGUUUCAUAUGGUGUGAGUGAGUGUGUGUGUGGCCAUAGAGGUGUGGCUCUAGGGACGGCUCUGGUGGUAGAUGCAAUACAGUCCCUUGUUCAAACCCAUAUUUUGCCUUUUCUGCUCAUCGUGGGACCAUCAUCAGGAGAUAAGGAUACUGUUGUAUCACUGGCAGCCACAUAUCUAGGAUUAAGAAAAGUCUCAGGUGAUACUGAAAUGGAAGUGUUGCAAGUGUUGAAGUGUGAGGGUAGCAGAGGCAACACAAGUGAAGAGCUAUUGUCUUCACCUCACACUUUGGUUCACGUACCUGCUACAUUUCUUAAAUUUUCAGAUGUUCUGAAAGCAGUUUUGAAACUGGCAGCACAGGGUGAUGGUGGCCCUACAAGGUUAUGUGUAGUGACUGGGUCACAUGAGGAAGUGUGGCCUCUCUUCCGAGAACUAAGACCAGUGGCACAACGAGGUCGAGUUGUAUGUCUGCCCCAGCAUGAAGCUGAUCAGCAUGAGUCCUUUGUACAAACUCUUUUAAAGAAGAAUAAACUAUUACAAAAUCUUCAAAACCAGGACGAAAUUGCAAACUUUAUUACAUGGGUGCAUGAAUCAUAUUGUGCUGAUGAAAGAGUAAAUGGAGCCAAAGUUUCAGGAUGUGAGCAGCUCACAGCCAUCAAGCACUUGCCAGCAGUGUCGUCUUUGGUGAAAAUGGUAGCAGCUCUCGCAUACCUUCUCCAACAAAGGAAAAAUGAAGUCCAAUCCAAAUUGAGUGAGCUGCAAACAGCAUUAAGCCGUGUGGAAGAGCUGGAAAAACAUGUCCAAGGUCUUCGUGACUUACACGGGUCGUUGGAGGUUACACAAAAACAGGCUGUCACCAGUAUAGAUAAAAUCAAGGAAAACCUUAAAAACAGAGCAGCAGAUAUCUUAACCCAUGAAAGGGGUGUCAAUGAGUUGCAUAAAGAAGCAGUGGUUGUGGAGAAGGCUCAGGAGGAGCUGAGUGGAGAGGUUGCAGAAUAUGUAGAAGAGACCAAGGAGCCACUCUCUCAGAUCACUGAGGCUGUGGCACAUCUGGAUAUUCACCGCAUUCGCAAAUUGCUGUCGCGAUCUCCCAUUUCUGCUAUCCAAAUAAUAUUUGAAUGUGCUGUGGUCUUAUUGGGUUCAGCUGACAUGUCAUGGCGGGCAGUUCGUCAUGCAAUACAAGAUGAUAAUUUCUGCAGUAAACUGGCUGCUGUCUGUGUUCCUGGACUCAAACAAAAUGUUAUUGCUACAUUAUCAGAAAAGCUGGAGCAAAUCAAGAUGACAAGUGAGCACAUGUCUCGUGUGAGUGACAUAGGUGGAGUGUUGUUGCAGUACCUACGCACUGUUAUUUUCUUCUGGCACCGCUAUCAUGAAGAUGUACAACCACGCCAGGCACGAGUCCAGGCACUCACCGACCAGAAGAAAGAGCUGCAAGUUGAAAUGGCAACCAAGGAGCGGUUAGUGAGAGUGCACAAAGAAGAGGUUGCAGAUUUGAAGUCUCGCCUGAAAAAAGAAGAAGAACGACUGACAUCACUGAAGAAACAGAAUAUUUCUGUAGCAGAGGAGCUGGAAAGAAUCCUGGCCAUUAUCAGUGAACUGAAUCCACACUCGGAAAGGUGGAGAAAGGAAAUAGAGGAUCAACAAAUGGUUCUGCAGCAACUGAUGGGUGAGUGUUUGUUGGCAGCUGCCAGUCUGACCUACCUAACACACCUUCUACCUGACCUGCGUGACACCCUCACUCAGACAUGGCAAAAUGACCUUGUCAGUCGUGGAUUCUUGCAUCCUUCACAAGAUCCUAAUCAACAUGAACGAUUCAGAUUGGUAUCACAGGUUAUAGAUUUACAAGUGGAUGUUAAACAAGCAGUUGAUUACCAUAUCAACCACAACACACUCCUGCUGAUACAUGAUCCCCACUACCUUGUUGAAGAAUAUAAGAGUGGAGGCAUUUGGCUAAGACUGGAUAAAAGCACAUGGCAACAAGAGUUAAAAGAGCGACUAAGAGCAGCCCAAGAGUGUGUGAUAUACUUACGGACACAACAUUCUCCAGCUCAAGAGCUUGUCAAGUGUGUUACUAACCUCUUAAAAGGUAAUGAACACAAAAAUUUAAUAGUGUUAAUUAUAAUUGAGGAUGACUGCAUUUCAGCCCCGCCCAUCUGUUCCCAACAUACAUUCAUCAACAUGAUGCUUGACCAUAAGGGCAUUGUUCAUCAGUUAAUUGAAACAUUGAUAAAGUGGCAUGAUCCCAGAUUUGAAGAGGAAGUGCAUCAAGUUGUGCAGGCAGUGUUGGAGGCCUACACAGAAAAGAAAGGGAAAGAAGCAAUUUUAAUACAGGCCUUUGGCCAUGCCACUCAGCGAGUCAUAUUAUCACGUCAUCUACGAGAGGAUCUACUGGUGGAGGCCAUGAUGGAAUUAGUUAAGACAAUUUUUGGAAAUGCUGCUUUGAAAAUGAACCCUGGCAUGCUCUCAAAAGCAAUACUUCUUCAUUCAAGAAAGCAAAAAACAAGAUGGAGUGGGAUUAAUAAUAUUAUACAAGAACUUCGUCGUCGUGUGGUUAUGGCAGCGAGGAGAAGAACUUGGCUCAUAUUGUUGGACUGUGAGACAGCUCCUGAGAAGUUCUCUUAUGUUCAGUCUGCUCUCUUGACUCUGCCUUCAACAUUAACUACACCAACAGUUUUCUGUGUUGUUACACUCAAAAACCAGAGUUUAAUGAAGUGUCGGAAUGCUAUUGUUGCCCAGGUUGAGAAACCUGUCAGCCUUGCCUCAAGUCUCUCUGCCUACCUGCCUAUCGCCUAUACUCGACUACAAACACACAUGAAGGCAUCCCAUUUGUUAAGUGCUUACACCCAGGCAGCUGUUCUGACCACUGCCUAUAUCUAUGCUGUACUACAUGCGAGGGGAGAGCAAGGUGUCCAUGGUUGGAUGAGUUGUCCACCACUGACUGAGUCACUGCUUACCGAGUCCCUGGAGUUUGCACUUAUUUAUGCUUGCAAGUCUUAUAUGUCAUGGGAUGUACUUGCAAAUGUUCUUGCUAAGGUUGUAUAUGGUAGUGUGGUGAUGUCUCAGCUUGAUCAACAAAUCAUCAACAGAAUAUUUACAAAUCAUUUAAAUAAUCAAAUGUUCCGUAAUGUCUCUCAGAACUUAGGUAUUCAUCAACAAAUAAAUACUGAAUAUGGUGAAGAGCAUCAGCCAACUAGAGAUGAAGUACAGGCAUCAGAUGAUGCAAGACCCAUCUUGCUUCAUUCAUUUCCCAGUGGGGAUUUAACUCUUAAUCUACAGUUGCCUUCCCAUAAAGCUGUAGAAAAAUUAUGUGAACAGGUUGAAGAAAAAGAAGCAACACUGCUGGGAUUGAAUGCCACCCAUCAGCAGACACAACAAACUCAUCAGAUACUUUGUGCUAUGGAAGCAUUUACAGACACACCUUGUGUCCCCGUAGCAGCUUGGAGAGUAGUGACAAUGAUCGAUGUGCUUGAGUCUGCCCUGCAUGGCCAGGUGAGGGAGGUGGCAGCACAAGUCACUAGGGAGGAUGACUUGGAGACUGAAGCUUGGCAACAAGAAGCACAUAUAUGGGACAAAACUUAUGAUAAUGCCAAGAAUAAACUGAACCUGAUUAAGCAGGCUGUAAUGAAUGGAGCAGUUCAACCAGCACAAGCACUUCUGUUACUACUGGACCUUGUGCAAAGAUUUCUUUUACAUCCUUAUACUGCACUGGCUUCUGUACCUCACUGUGAGCAGGGCACUGAAAAGGCUGCCCAAAAAAAUAUGGUUAGUGUGUGGCUGGCAAAGACAGUAACUGCAGGUGUGCAGCAGCUCGCAGAGGAGUGGAGGAAAAGAUAUGCACACUUACUCACCUGGGGUGUGUUUGUUGAUGGCAUCAAGCUAGUAGGAGGCUGUUGGACAGGGAGCACAGCAGUACCUAUUAAGUACAACAUACAAAACUAUCCUAUUAUUCUCUCACUUUGUGUUUCUCACUCUGCACCACCUAUCCCUGUGGGACAUGAAUGGGUUCCAGUUCUGGAGGAAGCUACAUCAAACCAUCCACUCUUCCGUGCUUUAUUGCCGCUCCAAGAAACCUUCACUUCCUCCACACCUCUCUACCUCUUAAUCCACUAAUCACUUAGCCACAUAAAUGAAAUAGCUUGUAUUAAAUACCUGUAAUUAAAUCUCAUAAUAUUGCAUUGUAAAAACUAGGGUAUGCCAGUAUGCAAUACAUAAUAAAUAUAUACAGUAUUAGAGUACAUACUGUACAGUUUGCUGCACAUUCUGGCAGCUGAGACUUCUUGAAAUUGAGCACAGAAUUCCACUUCAGGUUAAGGCUUCCAUCCACCCAAAGGUAUAUUUGUCUUUCUUUUAACCCUUUCAGGAUCAAGACCCCUGAUCUCAAACUUGCUUUCAGGGUUGAAGAAUUUUAAAAAAAUAUAUAUACAGUAUAUAAAAUGAUAGAGAAUCUUUUUCUUUUUUUAGCCAGUUUCACAUAAUUAAAAAAUUGCCAAUUUAAAAAUAAGGUCCAAAAUAAACAAUGUAGACAUUCCUGGCACUAAAAAAACAUUUCAUCUGUUAGUUAUAUCCCCAGGCCUCUCCUAUAUUAUGCUUGCUUUCCAUUUUGAAUUUUUAUUCAUACAAAAAAUAGAAGAUUAACUGUUAUGGAAACUACUAUAUUAUUGUAAUAAUUGCAUAAAUAAUGUCAGUGCAUUUGUAGACACGUAUUAGACUGACCAGUUGGAUGCAUAUUGGAUGAGUGACUUAAUUUAUGUACGUACUCUAGAAUAUCGGCAAAAAAUCACAUUGAACAUUUCUGCUACUUUGAGCUCAAUUUAAAGCUACUUUCAAUCCUGAAACUAAUCAGAAUCAUCUCUUUUUCUGUGAUAUAUCUUCCUUUCUAUCAAAUAAGACCAAGAAACCGAGAAUACAACCAUAAAAACUAUACAAAAAUACACUGCAAAGUUAUUGUUUUAAACCAAAAACAUUGUCACAGUUUUUUCCCAUUAUGCAAUGCUUGCUGCAGGAUUUCUUUUUAUAUGGUGCACACUUACUGCAUAGACCUAUUCUGUCACUCAUAAGCUGUGAGCUUAUCUGAGUGAGCUGAGCUCGAGGUGUAGUACUGCAAGACCGAUCCCAUUAGUCUGUAGAAACCUGCACUGUGGUCUCAGUGGGACCCUUACUAACAUUCUUAUGGUAUAUAGAAACACAUCUAGUUGGAUGAAUCUGAUUUGGCCAACAUAGCGCAGUGUAUAACAGUGUGGCUCUUAGUUUUAAAGCUGGCUUUCCACGAGUUUGAGCCCUCCAUACAGCAAUUCAUUGGCAAUCACAUCAUUGUGAUUUUGCAAGCCAUUCUUUCCUCCUACAAAUGUGUAAUCACAACCAAUACUAUUUGAUAAACAUGUAAAUGCCAAUAUGAUUUUGUGAGCCAGUCCCUGGACCCAUUAUGUACCUCUGUAAUCCUUUGACUUCCACUCACAAGAUAGGUAUGGGGUGCAUAAAAGAUAUUAAACUAACUGAAGUAAAAGUUACAUCAGUGUAAAGUUGUGUGGAAAACAGUUGUUACCUUAAUAACAAU
Cherax quadricarinatus is the source of this 10997-nucleotide messenger RNA. The record is from RefSeq and is a predicted model, not a curated record. Lineage: Eukaryota; Metazoa; Arthropoda; Malacostraca; Decapoda; Parastacidae.